AUGGGCAGCAAAAAGAGAAAGGCUGGUCGCCCGGCGCAACCGAAAUCAGCACCUGAGCCCUCCAAGUUCGACAUCGAAGAGCGCUUCGAUGACUCCGAGGAUGAGUUCCAGACCGGCCGUGAUCAGAUUCUACUCGAGGAAGGUCCAGAGGCAAAGAGGCGGCGGAGAGUUGCCGAGGAUGAGGAAUUACUCCAGCCUUCCGACGAAGAGAUCCUUGGCUAUGAGUCUGUAGAUGAGGACGAAGAUCUCGAAGACUCAGAAGAAGACGAAGAAUAUGAUGACAUGGGCCUGCCUAAGAAAGGAACUGAGUCCGAGGAAGAAGAUGAAGGCAUUGCCGCUUGGGGCUCAUCGAAGAAGGACCUCUACAACGCAGAUCAAAUCGAGACCGAGGUCGACGCAUUGGAGGAAGAGCAGGAGGCUAAGCGACUACAAAUAAAGCAGUUGCAGGCUAUGAACGAAGCCGAUUUCGGAUUUGAUGAAUCUGAAUGGGUGGAAUCUGGCAAGGCUGCCGAGGACGACGUUGAUGCUGGCGCGGUAACUGAAGUGCUUCCGCAACUGGAAAUCACUGAUGAUAUGGACACCGAUGAGAAGCUGAAGAUUCUGAAGUCGAGAUACCCCGAGUUUGAACCCCUGGCGAAGGAUUUCGUCGGCCUUCAACGCUCUUACAAGAAACUUCAACGCGCUGCCUCGAAGGCUUCAACAGAUGACGACGAUACGGAGGAGUCGCAACCAUCUCCAGUCCCCGUGGUGAAAUUCCGUGCCCUAUCUGCCUAUCUCGGUACUAUCAGCAUGUAUUUCAUGCUUCUCUCCUCCCCAUCUCCCGACGCAACUAGCGAACAAGUUCCGAUGACCCCCGCUGAACUCCGACAACACCCUGUCAUGGGAUCGCUUGUGAAAUUCCGAAAGCUUUGGAAUACGGUUAAGGAUCUCGAGGAACUCGAAGAACCCGUUGAGAAGACUAUCAAAGAGCCUAAGGCCGAGCCAGCAAAGACCGAGAAGCAACAAAAGACACAAGAGACCAAGAAGCUGAAGCAGAAGAAGUUGAGUAAGAUGGAGAUCGCACAGGCAGAAGCCGAAGCUCUCCGCGCAGAGCGUCUUCGUGAAACAGAAGCCGGUCUCGCAGACCUCUCGAACCUGGCCACCGAGUCUACCCGGAAGCGCAAGACACCAAAGACCAAAACACCUCUCAAGGAUGACGACUCCGACUUCGGUGACGAGGAUGCCCUUACAGCCCAUGAAGCAGAGGAGAAGGCUAAGCAGAAGCGCUCGCUCCGCUUCUAUACCUCUCAACUGGCCCAGAAGGCCAACAAGCGCAAUGCAGCAGGCCGGGAUGCCGGCGGAGACGCCGAUCUUCCGUACCGUGAACGUCUACGCGACCGCCAGGCCCGUCUUAACGCCGAGGCCGAGAAGCGUGGCCGGAAAGAACUCAACCCCGAGCAGCAGCUGGGUGGUGACAGUGAUGACGAGGAUCGUCGCGUUGCCAAGGAACUCCGCCGCGGCGAGGGCGCCAAAGAUGGCACUGAUGACGAUGAGUACUACGACAUGGUGGCAUCCCGCUCCAAGCAACGCAAAGACGAUAAACAGGCUCGCUCAGAUGCCCACGCUGAGGCUGAGCGCCUGGGCGGAAGCGUCUUUGAGCAGGAGGAGGUUGGUGCGGAUGGCAAGCGCGCUAUUACAUACCAAAUCCAGAAGAACAAGGGUCUCCAUGCGAAGCGCAGCAAGGACUCGCGUAACCCGCGUGUCAAGAAGAGAAAGAAGUACGAGGAGAAGAAGAAGAAGCUUGGUAGUACUAAGCAGAUUUACAAGGGCGGCGAGGGCCGCGGUGGAUACGGUGGUGAACUUACGGGUAUCAAGAAGAACCUGGUCAAGAGUGUCAAGCUGUGA
This is a messenger RNA of Penicillium paradoxum, 1884 nucleotides long. Its product is annotated as something about silencing 10 family protein. Bases 1 to 1884 code for a protein of 627 amino acids. Gene Ontology annotation, cellular component: nucleolus; small-subunit processome. Gene Ontology annotation, biological process: maturation of SSU-rRNA from tricistronic rRNA transcript (SSU-rRNA, 5.8S rRNA, LSU-rRNA). The transcript is spliced from 2 exons. The record is from RefSeq and is a predicted model, not a curated record. Lineage: Eukaryota; Fungi; Ascomycota; Eurotiomycetes; Eurotiales; Aspergillaceae.